AUGGCCGCUCAGGCUGCUGCCGGCCGCCAGCAACCUCCCCAAACUGAUGGUUCGGUACGCCUCACCACUGCUACUAACCAUCUCCAUUCCCACAAGUCUUUUGCCAAUGCUGUAACCUCCGGACUCAACUCCGAGAUUCCUGAGGACAGUCCUUACUCUUUUCUGGCGGAGCCUCGUCCGACUGCUAUUGGACAAUGGAUUUCUACUGCUGGACAGCCGCGCCUUGCUUUUACUGCUGACGAAACAGCAAGGUACACAGCCUCGCACCCGUACAUUCUUAUCGGUAAAUUCUCUCAUGGGUACUCUUCUUGGAAAGAUCUUACCGAAGGUUUUGCGAGUUUCUGUUUGGCGGGGAAGUUUGUUUUGCAGCAUCUUAAUCACCGCCAUAUUGUGAUUCGCCUCACUACCGAGGCUGAUUAUAUGCGACUUUGGAUUCGUGGAACUUGGUUCAUCAAAGGAUUCCCGAUGAGAGUUCUCAAAUGGACCCCCGAUUUCAAAACUACCGAGGAACCCCCACAUGUUCCGGUGUGGGUUACGCUCCCACUACUUCCUCUCCACAUGUAUCACAGAGAUCUUUUAUUUACGGUUGCUGCUGGCAUUGGGACCCCUCUGAAGGUUGAUACCCCUACGGCGACUCGGAGUCGGUGCUCCCACGCCAGAGUCUGUGUGGAAAUUGACCUUACGAAGCCCCUCCUGCAUGCCUUCGAGAUUGAUGUGGGUACUGGUGUGCUCGAGCAGAAGGUCAUCUAUGAGCGUCUACCUAGUUUCUGCUCACUCUGCCGCCAUCUCGGACAUAAAGCAGAGGCUUGUUUACGCAGACCUUCUUCGCAGCCGGUACCAGCGACCGUAUCAGCUGCGCAGGAUCCUCCUGCUGCGCCUUCUGGUCGCCAUGACUCGGUGCAUGGCCCUUCUGAGAUCUCUGCGGCCCCUGCCUCUGGUGAUAUCAUGGAAUCCCGGCCCCCCACUGCUCGACGCCGUCGUCGGCGCCGCAAUCGAAAUCGGGGUACGCCUUCUACUGGUAUCACUAAUGAUUCUGGCUCCUUGCAGGCUCCUCUUCGGCCCCUCCGCCAGGACCCCCAGCCUUCUACCCGGAGACCUUCUGAUGACAUACCGGAGUUGAACGGUUCCAGACGCCUUCGUUCAGGUGUGCGGGUGUCCUUUGGGGAGACACAAGUGGCCCCAAAUCCAUCACAGACGGCCAGGAAUUCACAGCAGGUAAUACCGGCGUAUCUCAGCGGCCCUGCGGAGGCUCAUCGCCCCCACGCUCCUCCUCGGGUGACCUUUGCCCACUCACGGGGGGAUGCCUCUGCGAUCCUGCUUACCUCUGGUGUUCGAGUUACUUUUGGGGACUUCCGGGCGCCUUCGGAAACCUCUCCGGCCCGCCCUCUGGCUGGACAGACUACAGCUGAGCCCCCGAUCGACAGUCCUGCUUCCCCGCUGGACGACUGUCGGCUGAGUCCCACUCCAGCGACUCCUGCCACCGCUCCAGCCCUCGGUCUCCUUCUGCAGCCCCCUUUGGACGAUCAGGUACCCUCGCCGCCUUUACCACUGCUUCCUGAUGAUAUGCAGGUACCCCCGGAGCCUGUGUCGCUUCCUCCUGCUCAGUCUUUGGCAAUCUGGGGACUCCCCUCUGGUCAUGGCCUGGAUAAGGGGAAGGCAGUGCUGCUCUCGGACCCCCCUGCAUCACCUAUCUGCGAUCGACGUGAUCUUUCAGUGGACACAUGCCUAUCGGCCACGGGUUCUCCUUCCUCGGACACCCAGCGGGAUGAGGACUCUGCACUUCACGCCACUUUCGCCGAGGACUCGGAUGGUGACUCGCCCCUUAUUAAGGAUGGCCAACCGCCCCUCCUUGAUUCACUGUCUCUCUCCCCGAGAGGUACCACUGAUUUUCACUCUUGUGAUCUCCCUGCUGAUGCAACUACAGGGACAGAGCUCCUCCCUGAAUCUGGUCCGAACCCACCCCUCCUGCGGACUUCAUCGGAACCGCUCCCUGUUGUCGCUCUGUCGACGGAGUCGCAUCCGAGCAGAGGGGUGUGCGUUUUGAACCAGGCUGCUGAUCCUCCGUCUCUCAGCGGAUCUUUGGAGACAGUGUCGGAUGACCGGCCACAGGCUCUGCCGCCAACCUUCUCUAGACCGAUCACCCGCAGCAUCUCUCGUCAGCAAGUAAGUUCCUCUCGUCGCCCUUCUGCUAGUACUCGAUGACAGACACCUACAUUCUGGUCUGGAAUGUUCGAGGAAUUGGUAACCCCAGGGCUCAACGGGAGGUACAUUGGCUUUGUAAGCAACACCGUAUCCGCCUUCUCAUCAUCCUUGAACCUAUGGUUCUGGCGGACACUGCUUUCUUCUGCCGGCGGUUUGGUUUCUCUCAGAUGCUAACCAACACGGCUAAUUCUAUCUGGAUUCUUGCUGAUGAUUCUUAUACACUGGCGCCUAUAUCGGAGAUCGAUCAGUGUCUUCAUGUGCAGGUAUCAUCUCCACAGAUUCGCCGGCCUUUUCUUUUAUCUGGCAUAUAUGCGAGGUGUUCUAUCACCCAGCGCCGCGAGCUUUGGUCUUUCUUACAUGACACCGCGAUUUCGUCACUGGGAUCCCCCUGGCUGAUUGGCGGUGAUUUUAAUGCCAUCGCCGAUAUAUCUGAACGGAAGGGCCCGGGUCGGCCUAAAUUGCGCUCUAUUCAGGAUUUCUCGACCGCAAUCCUCGAUGCGAACCUCAUUGAUGCUGGUUUCGAGGGCCCCCCGCACACAUGGACCAAUCGGCGGGUUUGGGAGCGCCUUGAUCGCAUUCUUUACAGCUCUGCCUGGGAGGAUUUUGCGGAGACAACUCGAGUCAGGCACUUACCGCGGAUGCAUUCGGACCACGCCCCGCUCUUGGUCCGUUUCUCGCAUGAACGGCACCGCCUAGCCUCUGCAUUCCGGUUUCAGAACAUGUGGACUAGACACCACUCUUUUCAGGACCACGUCCGCCAGAGUUGGGCUGUCCCGACGGGCACCACCGGUCUCCUCAACCUGCGAUUGAAACUCGGACGCCUCAAGCAGGCUCUGAAGUGGUGGAACAAACAGGUAUUUGGUAAUGUGUUUCAGGUACUUGCAGCAGCAGAGAAAGAUGCUGAGGAGUGCGAAGCGGAUUUCGAUCGGGAUCCCUCUGACGCCAACCUCCUCCGUCGUCAACGGAGCGCAGCAGCCUUGACACAUGCGAUUUCUCUUGAGGAGGCCUUCUGGAAACAAAAAGCAGCAUGUCGUUGGGCAGUUGAGGGAGAGCGAAACUCCAGAAUGUUCCACUCCAUGGUGAAGGAACGGCGUCGGCGGGCUACGCUUUUCUCGAUGAGGGACGGUGCUCGUACCCUCACUGAUCACUCAGCCAUUAAGCAGUCAGCUAUUACCUACUUCUCCGAGAUGUUUGGUCAGCCUGACGAUGCAGACACCUCGGGGAUGGAUGCACUGGCGGACC
Andrographis paniculata is the source of this 3444-nucleotide messenger RNA. RefSeq lists its product as uncharacterized. The transcript is spliced from 2 exons. NCBI's taxonomy places the organism in Eukaryota, Viridiplantae, Streptophyta, Magnoliopsida, Lamiales, Acanthaceae. The record is from RefSeq and is a predicted model, not a curated record. Bases 1 to 2202 code for a protein of 733 amino acids.